UAAUUUUCUGCAAACAUCAAUCUUAUCUUACAAAGGAUGCCCUCAACCUUCCUUUUCAGCACACCACAACCACCACCACAACACUCCACACCCAAACUUCCAACCACCACCGCCGCCGCCUCCGCCGUCGCGCCAGCGACCACUCACUUACCGAACGCAGACAAGUUCGCACUCCUAAUCGACAACGUCAAGUCGGUCCACCACCUCCUGGAAAUUCACGCUGCCGUCCUCCGCCGUGGCCUGGAGUGCCACCUCCCCAUUCUCCCCUUCAAGCUCCAGCGAUCGUACUCCUCCCUCGGCCACCUCCACCACUCCCUCUCCGUCUUCAACCUCACUCCAAACCCCACCGUGUUCUCAUGGACCGCGAUUAUCUACGCUCACGCCCACCGUGGUCUCUUCCACCAUUCCCUCACCCUCUACUCCCAAAUGCUCCAAACCUCCGUGCAACCCAACAACUUCACCUUCUCUUCACUACUCAAAGGGUUACCCCUCGAACCCGCCAUGGCCCUCCACUGCCACGUCGUCAAGUUCGGUUUCUGCGACGACUUGUAUAUCACAACGUGCCUGGUUGACGCUUACGCUCGCGGGGGUGAUAUUGUUUCCGCGCAGAAGCUGUUCGACGAAAUGCCUGAGAGAAGCUUGGUGUCUCUCACAGCUAUGAUCACUUGCUACGCAAAGCACGGGAAGCUCGCUAAGGCACGGAAGGUGUUUGAUGAAAUGGAGGAGGAAAGAGAUGUGGUUUGUUGGAAUGUUAUGAUUGAUGGGUACACUCAGCAUGGGUUACCCAAUGAGGCUUUGUUGCUGUUUAGGAAGAUGCUGGGUGAGAAGAAGAAAAGGAACAGUAAGGUUAGGCCUAAUGAGGUUACUGUGUUGGCGGUGUUAUCUUCUUGUGGGCAACUUGGUGCACUUGAGUCUGGUAGGUGGGUGCAUUCCUACAUUGAGAACAAUGGGAUUGGGGUUAAUGUUCAAGUGGGUACUGCUUUGGUUGAUAUGUAUUGUAAAUGUGGUAGCUUAGAGGAUGCGCGCAAGGUUUUUGAUGGGAUUUCUUGUAAGGAUGUGGUGGCUUGGAACUCCAUGAUUAUGGGGUAUGCCAUUCAUGGGUUUUGCGAAGAGGCUUUUCGGUUGUUUGAUGAGAUGCGAGGAAUGGGAGUUUUGCCAACUGAUAUUACCUUCAUUGCGGUUUUGAGUUCCUGUGGGCAUUCUGGUUUGGUUGCCAAAGGAUGGGAGGUUUUCGAUUUGAUGAAGAACAGAUAUGGGAUUGAACCGAAGAUUGAACAUUAUGGGUGUAUGGUGAAUCUUCUUGGCCGAGCUGGGCACCUUCAAGAGGCCUUUGACCUUGUAAGGGGCAUGAAGAUUGAUCCUGAUCCUGUUUUGUGGGGAACUCUUCUUUGGGCUUGUAGGCUUCAUAACAAUGCUUCACUGGGAGAGGAAGUUGUGGAGUUCCUUGUGAGCCACAACUUGGCAAAUUCGGCGACUUAUGUACUCCUUUCCAACAUGUAUGCUGCUGCUGGGAACUGGGAAGGUGUUGCAAAUAUAAGGUUACUGAUGAAACAGUAUGGAGUUGAGAAGGAACCUGGUUGUAGCUCAAUUGAGGUUAACAACAGGGUACAUGAGUUUCUUGCUGGCGAUUUAAGACACCCAAAGAGCAAGGAGAUAUACUUGAUGUUGGAGGAGAUGAAUUGUUGCCUCAAGGCCAAGGGUUAUACACCAAAGACAGAUAUCAUUUUGCAUGAUCUAGCGGAGGAACAAAAGGAGCAGUCCCUGGAAGUUCAUAGUGAGAAACUAGCUUUGGCAUUUGGACUAAUUAGUACUCGUCCAGGAACCCCAAUCAAGAUUGUGAAGAACCUUAGGGUGUGUUUGGAUUGUCAUGCUGUGAUGAAGAUGAUGUCUAAGAUCACUGGGCGUAAAAUUGUAAUGAGGGACCGGAAUCGUUUCCACCACUUUGAGAAUGGUUCAUGUUCAUGUGGGGAUUAUUGGUGAACUUAAUUCGUUAAUCAUGAAGUAAAAUUCCUUUCAUAUGGGGAAACUACAACCGGUGUUAAAUUUCAUUAGUAGAUACUGAGAUGUAUGUUGUAUACUAUUAACAAAUUACUCACACCACUGUUACUCGAACCUCUACCAAUCUUGGUUAUUAAGAUAAUGAAUUUGUCAAGAUCCAAGUGCAUUUUCUGUUUGCUACAUAUCUAUAUCAUCUAUAUUCCUCUCUGAUGUAGUUUUAGCUCUCUAGAACAUGACAAGCUCCCUUGACAGUACCAACACCAGCGCCACGAUCAACACAAGCACAACUUCGAUUAAUUA
Molecule: messenger RNA, 2298 nt
Organism: Arachis stenosperma
Lineage: Eukaryota; Viridiplantae; Streptophyta; Magnoliopsida; Fabales; Fabaceae
Product: pentatricopeptide repeat-containing protein ELI1, chloroplastic
Exons: 1
Coding region: 37-1980 (647 amino acids)
Biological process (GO): RNA modification
Molecular function (GO): zinc ion binding; protein binding; RNA binding
Source: RefSeq, a predicted model, not a curated record